Messenger RNA from Rhodamnia argentea, 1362 nucleotides. RefSeq lists its product as uncharacterized. Gene Ontology annotation, molecular function: protein binding. The record is from RefSeq and is a predicted model, not a curated record. Bases 121 to 1062 code for a protein of 313 amino acids. Lineage: Eukaryota; Viridiplantae; Streptophyta; Magnoliopsida; Myrtales; Myrtaceae. The transcript is spliced from 4 exons.
UGUGAAGGAUUUGUUUUCGUCAGCAUGUCUUGCGUAGAACCAUAUAAAAGCUCCUGUCUCUCUGUGGAAAAACCCAGGGAGAAAGGGUUAAGCUGAAAGAAACCAGAGAGAGUCAAAAGGAUGCUUCUGAGGAGCACGUCCGCUCCCAUCCUCAGACCAUCAUCAUGCAUUCAUCGGACGUCGUCCGAACCCGAAUUUACCUUCCGGAUCCCAACAAGCAGACCCUUUUCCGUGAAUCUCUCCUCUUCCUCCGCUUUAUCUGACAUGGAGGAGAAGAAGAUGUCCAUGACGUCGUCGGCAAAUGAUGCGAGAGAGCUGCUCAAGCCAAAGAAGAGACUUUCCUGGAAAGGGUCCUCUUUGAUUCUGACACAAGAGCCGAAAGAUGGAGAGCAAGAAGAAGAAGAGGAGAGAUACGGCGCGGAUCAGGUUUGUGAUGAGGCGUUGCCGUUUCAGAGCGUGUGGAGCUGUUCUGGGUUGAGUGAGGAGCUGGUGGAUGAAAAGUGCAGUGUUCUGGUGGGCGGCGGCACGGGGAGCGGCGGAGGCGGAGGUGGGGAUGGAGGGAGAGACGGGUGUGGAGGUUGGGGACAAGGGAGUGAGAGCCUGGAUGGGUACUAUCAGAGGAUGAUCAAAGCUCAUCCUGGUGAUGCUCUUCUUCUAGGAAAUUAUGCAAGGUUCUUGAAAGAGAGGGAUGCAGAGAAAGCAGAGGAGUACUGCGAAAGAGCAAUAUUAGCCAAAAGGAGUGAUGAGCCAAAAGAUGGCGAUGGUGAUGUUUUAUCUCUCUAUGGGGAUUUGAUAUGGACUACACACAAAGAUGGCCCUCGUGCUCGAAGCUAUUUCGAUCAAGCUGUUCGAUCUGCUCCUGGUGACUGUUAUGUUCUCGCUUCAUAUGCCCGAUUCCUGUGGGAUGCUGGAGAAGAAGAGGGAGAUGAUGAUGCUGGUGGUGGUGGUCGUGAUCCUGAUCGUGAGGCAGAGGAAGAAGAAGGAUUUAACACUAGCGAAACUUGCCUAUCUAAUUGCUCAACUGAUCACCCUCGUACUAACUCUAAUCUAAAUGCUGCUUAAGAGCCAUUUUGACUCUUCUAAUUACAACCAUCCAGCAUUCCCCUCUUUCACCUCUCCCAACAUACUUGUAAAAUUCUUCCAGAUUGGAAGGUUUACGGAAAAAAAAAAUUUGUGGGAAGGUUUUCUGGAUAAAAGUUCUCCAGGAAAAUGCUUUUUCUUGGUUUAAUCGGGUUAAGAAAUGGUGGAAACAAUGAGAAAAGAAUCUCCUAAGGAUAAGCCUUCCCUUGCAUGUUCUUUCAUGGAAGCGUUUCACGACAUCUCAAAGCAACAUGUCUCCUUGGAUAGUUCAAGCCAUAGAGA